UGGUUAAGUUGUUGCCUAGCAACGGAAAUUGUAUUUGAAAGGAAAAAUAAUCGAAGAAUUUGGCACAUAAUUUAUUAAAACUUCGAUUCCAUUGGACGCUUUUAUUUGUUACAUAGUUCUCUGAUUUGGAAACGCCAUGGCACAGAGUUUAGUUACUCUAACUCAAGAUGCAGGAUCGAACGAUAACAGCAUGUCGACCAAAGAAUUUUUGCAUUUCGAAAAGACUUGUGAAGCCUACAAGGAUAGUGAUGAAGAAAUUAAAAUGAUAUUCAAUGAAAUUAAGAAACUGUCUGCCGCUAAUAAGUCAGAAAAAGUGUUGAGUGAAGAUAUUGAUGAUGUUGGACUUAUUCUCAAAAGGGCAGAAGAAAUGGCGCAGGAGACUGAGAAUUUGUUAAAAAGUAGCCCUGUAGCGGCGGCACUGAAUGCUGGCAGUCCUAACAAAAGUGAAUCUGGUGCUAUUCCUCAAAUUAAAGUAACAAAACCUCAUGAGACUGACGAGGAUAGGGACCAUAAUAAGGAUAAUAAUACUAAGGUUAACCAGUAUGCUAAACAGAAUGCUAAGGAAAACACUGAAAUACGACGUAAGCCAAAGUUGAGGCCUUUCUCCGCGGGUGUCAUCGAUUCCAAGAAACGGGAACCAUAUAAAGUUGUGAAAUCUGUUACGAAUUCACCUAAAAAAACAUUAAAUUGUAGACAUGAUAACGUGCUUGAGGAAUUGAAAGAUACAACAGAAAGAGCAAAAAGCUUAGAAAUUACGAAUGUAAAACUAAAUGAUGAUAAUAAAGCUUUAAGGAAGAAGUUAGAGCAAGUCACUGAAGACAAACACAUGGUUGAUUUAAAGUUAGCGGAAUGCGAAAAAUUUUUAGGUAGACUAAGCAAAGAAUACGAUCUCAGAACUACGGAAUUAAAAUCUAUUAAGGAAAAUGAGAACAAAAUACUGGUAGAAUUACAAAAGGAACGGAAUGACAGGAAAAAUUUGAAUAUACUGCACGAAAAGGACGUUGUGAUCAUACAUGAUCUUCAAAGACAAGUCAAAGAAAUGGAGAUGAUAUUGAAGCGAAAGCAUCCAGAUUCUGUAUCUGCUUUGAUAGUGGCCGCAAAAUCUUCAACAGUCGAGGAUAAUAAGAAAAAACUAUUAGAAGAACGUAUUGCUAGAUUAGAACAAGAGCUAAAAGAUAAAGAGGACCACUUUCAAGGAAUAUUACUGACGUUACAAGAAAAGUUUACUGACAUGAAGCAGAAAUACGAGUGUCACAUAAUAGACGUUGAGAGGCAACUUAUGGAUGAUCGGAAAGUUAACACUGAAUUGAAAAGCAAAUUGAAUAAAUCACAGCUAACCGAUGCGGCUACUCAAACAUCUGCUAAGAAUAAAGUUUCAACAGCUACGCAAACAUUUAUAAAACCAGAUAGGGCAUCGUCGGCGGUUAGUAGAUUGUCACAGAAUUCAGCUCUAAUUUUGAAUAGAUUGAAGGAGGACAGCUACUUAGUAGCUACAAUAAAAGGUUUGCAAACUGAACUGACUGGCAAGCAACGUACUAUCGCUAAGAUCAACAGGGAAACUGAGGAGCUUAAGAAAAAUUUGCGUAAUCUACAAAAGGAAAAAGAAGUCUUGCUACAUCUGAAUCCACACAAGAAAACAGUGAACAAAACGAAAUCGACGGAGAAUAUAUUGGCAAGGAUGAACACGGAAAUGGAAGCCGAACUAACGGAAAUAAAGAAGCAAAAGGAAGUGUUGAUGCAGGAACGUAACUCGUUGCUAGACUCACUCAAGCGUACGAACGAGGAAUUCAUAUUGCUGAAGAAAAAGAGGAUUCAGGAUCUCCACACUCUACAAGUGGCUCAUGAAAAGGAGUUGAUGCAGAUGAACAUGCAAGUGUACCCACUUCAAGAGGAGAUUAAACUCCUCAACAGGACAGUGGAAAUUCUUCAGGAGCGCCUGCGAACUGCAGACGACAAGCUUGUGAAGUACCAGGCUGGCGUGAAAGACGAUGUGAUGGCUGGAGGUGACAAUAAUAGUACUAAGAGUAGGAGGGACCGUUAAGGUUAGUCUGAUUUGUUUCUUUUUCGUUUCGAAUUUCGAAGAAUGGUUUUCGUUGAUUUGUGGUGCAUCGGUAGCAUCUUUAUAAUGAGAUACUGUAUUUACAACUUCUUAUUUCUGCUUUAGGGUCUAUGACACAAGGGUUGGUGUUGUGAUUUUGGAGCAGAUUUUUUCUUAUGUGAUAUAAUAUUGAACAUUCCAUUGUCAAAAAAUAAAGAAAAUUUACAGUAUUCCGCAAUAUACUAACAUAGUAAGGUAUGUUGUAGUUCCAAAAAAAUAUACUAUUUCAAAGCUAAUAUAAAUGAAAUAUAGGUAGGUACAAUAGAGAACGUUGUGAUACAAAGCGCACUUUUUUACAAUCUAAGUUUUUGUUACGUAAGCAUUUCUUUGAUUAGUUUACGCUAUGCACAAACCGUCAAUUGACACAAAUUAGGAUAAUUUUACACUGUUACUGUUACGGUAAAUUAAGGUGAUUUAACAAGCUUGGCAGAUCGGUCAAUCGCCUUAUUCUUGAUCGUUUACAUCGAAAUUAUUCAUGCAGAUAUAGGUACCUACCAUUUAACUUGCGUUAUGGUGACAGUGGCAGCAAUUGGCAUCAUAUUUUCAACUAUCGUCUAUCUAUCUUUUAACUUCUUAUACUUAUGUUACUUCAAAAUGUUCUCGAUCUCUAUCGAACUCCACCUGCCUAUCUAUAUUUACUACUAAUAGGGAUUAUAAAGCUGAAGAGUGCGCGAGAAUCUCAGGAACCUACGAUUUGAAUAAUACUUUCAUUGUUUGAUAUCCCAUUUAUCGAGGAAGGCUAUAGGCUCCUUUUUAUUCUGGUGCACGGAGUAACGCUUUGGCGGAAAUUAGUAUAAAUAGGUACUAUACAUUUGUUCGCACCAUGGAAACGCAGGUUUAGGUACGAAUUGUGAAUACACUGUGGUAGCAGCCAGAGCAAAAGUCGACAGUCGAAAUAGAAGUUUGGUUUCAAAUUAAUGAAGACACAAAAUUAUGUAAAGUAAAAGGCAAUUGGAAACAAAACCGAUCACCGAUACGGUCUAAUUCGUGUCCACUGCCACAAGAAAUAUAAAUUAGUAAUAUUGUCACUAGGUUAAUGUAAACUAUUUAUUGUGGAUUUCAAUAACCUAUCGUAUCUGUUGAUUGCCUUACUAGAGAUAGGCUAUUGAAAUCUUCUGUUAGUCUAGUGUAAAGGAAUGAUAUCAUAUUUUCGAGACUUUUCGAGGGAGGGAAAUUUUAAUGUUGGGAUAAGAAGCGGGUUAAGGUAUUUUUAUAAGUAGUGGAAUAUUGUCGUUGCUUUUACAGUAUGUUAGCAUUUAAAAUAGUGUUGGAAAAAGUGCUCAUGUGCCUUGUGUCUCAUAUAAUAUAACACCAAAAAUCGACAUUAAUAAUUACAUGUAGUACCUACUUGUGAUAAGAAUACAUAGUUAUAGUUAUUAUUAAACUGAAAUGAUGAUGGCGCGUAAAAUCUUUUCGAUGAACAUAGGAAUAGAAUGCUAAGGUAUGUAAUAUUUAUUUAUUUAUUUCUAAACAAUAAAUUAUUCUUAUUUAUUUUAAAAACUGU
Helicoverpa armigera (cotton bollworm) is the source of this 3602-nucleotide messenger RNA. RefSeq lists its product as uncharacterized. Gene Ontology annotation, biological process: cilium assembly. The record is from RefSeq and is a predicted model, not a curated record. Lineage: Eukaryota; Metazoa; Arthropoda; Insecta; Lepidoptera; Noctuidae. Gene Ontology annotation, cellular component: axonemal microtubule; centriole; centrosome. The transcript has 5 exons. Bases 137 to 2041 code for a protein of 634 amino acids.